AUGCCGAUGCGCUGGACCCCCGAAAACGAUCAGCUUCUUUUGCUGAAAAUUCUUGAGACCCAUGACCUUUCCGUCGAUACAAACAAGGUUGCUUCGGCCUGGCCCGGUAUUGAUGAAAACGAAAAGCCAACUCCUCGUGCCAUAAGGGAGCGCCUUGUUAAGAUGCGACAAAUUGUCAAAGCUUCUGGCAGUGAUGGUUUUACCAUUGGUAGCAAGACGGGAAGCGAGACGUCUACUCCCAAGAAGGCCAAAAAAACCGCUACCCCUGUCAAGACUCCCGGAUCUAAGCGCAAGCGCGGUGGAAAAGCCGGUGCCGUUGCUGACGCAAACGACAACAUCAACGCUCUCAAGAACGAGGAGAAUGCCAUCAGUCCGGUCAAGAUGGAAACCGGCGACGACGAGAUCGACACACCUACCAAGAAGAAGCCUCUCCACCCGACUCUUUCAGGAAACCAGGGACAGGUCCAGAGUGGCUUCGUGAAGACCGAGGGAUCUGAUGAGUCUGUCUUUGGCAUUCUGGACACUCCUACCAAGCGUUCCCGCAAGGCAAGCAUUCUUCCCGCUGGUAUGGUCAGCUACGAGGGCGACGACCAGGGAGAGGAUGAUCCUGAGAGCUCUGCUUCCGAGUUCCUUCCUGACGAGGCGGGUGUGAAAAUGGAAGACAUGGAUAUGAUGAACUUUGCUUGA
Messenger RNA from Aspergillus pseudoviridinutans, 687 nucleotides. RefSeq lists its product as uncharacterized. The record is from RefSeq and is a predicted model, not a curated record. NCBI's taxonomy places the organism in Eukaryota, Fungi, Ascomycota, Eurotiomycetes, Eurotiales, Aspergillaceae. Bases 1 to 687 code for a protein of 228 amino acids. The transcript has 3 exons.